Messenger RNA from Onychostoma macrolepis, 3135 nucleotides. It is a transcript of the gene acad9, whose product is annotated as acyl-CoA dehydrogenase family, member 9. NCBI's taxonomy places the organism in Eukaryota, Metazoa, Chordata, Actinopteri, Cypriniformes, Cyprinidae. The transcript has 18 exons. The record is from RefSeq and is a predicted model, not a curated record. Gene Ontology annotation, molecular function: acyl-CoA dehydrogenase activity; flavin adenine dinucleotide binding. The coding region runs from base 277 to 2157 and encodes 626 amino acids.
CUCAUUGCUGUUAUUUCAGUAAUAUUUGAACCCAGGAAUUCGCCUAAAUCCGAGCAAGUACUGUGAUGAAAUCAGAGACCAGAGAGAAUUGACAAUCAAUGUUUUCACUCUGCAUUGAAAUGAAUAAUUUGUGUAGUGCAGCUAAACACUGACAUCUGCAGGGCUCGCAAUGAACUGCACCCAAACGGACUCGUGUCGUCAUCAAUGUGAGACGAAAAUGGGUGAAAGGUGUCUCAGUCAAUUGCAGGGUGAUUGAGGUGAGUAUCUGCGUUGAAGAUGAACCUGAACAAACUUAUCGUUUUGUCAAGAUCGGUCAAACUUGGGAGAAAUGUGUUUGCUGCACGAGAUUGUCUGCAUCACUUUCAGUCGCGACGCUCCAUUAGAUCCAGUGCGAGGAGUUUGGCAUAUGCCAAAGAUCUGUUCCUGGGCAAAGUAAACAAGGCUGAAGUCUUUCCCUACCCAGAAAUCAGUAAUGAAGAAUUAGAGGAAAUAAACCAACUUGUUCAGCCUGUGGAAAAGUUUUUCAAUGAAGAUGUUGAUUCCAUGAAGAUUGACCAUGAGGCCGUAAUUCCUCCUGAGACUUUAAAUGGGCUGAAGGAACUGGGGCUGUUUGGGAUCCAGAUACCUGAAGAAUAUGGCGGUCUGGGCCUCUCAAACACCAUGUAUGCCAGGUUAGGAGAGAUCACGUCUUUAGAUGGGGCUAUUGCAGUCACACUUGCAGCACAUCAAGCUAUUGGCCUAAAGGGUAUACUGAUAGCUGGAAAUGACGCUCAGAAAGCAAAAUACCUGCCCAAACUAGCAACAGGAGAGAAUGUUGCAGCUUUCUGCCUCACUGAACCUGGAAGUGGCAGUGAUGCUGCAUCUAUACAGACACGCGCCACACUGACAGAAGAUGGCAAGCACUUCUUGCUCAAUGGCACAAAGUUUUGGAUUUCCAAUGGUGGCUGGGCAGACAUCAUGACUGUGUUUGCCAGAACUGAAGUUGUUGACAAAGACGGUCAAAAGAAAGAUAAGAUCACAGCUUUCAUUGUAGAGAGAGCGUUCGGUGGUGUCACCAGUGGCAAGCCUGAAGACAAACUGGGCAUCAGAGGUUCAAACACCUGUGAGGUUACAUUUGAAGACACCAAAGUGCCAAUUGAGAAUGUCAUUGGUGAAGUUGGUGGUGGUUUUAAGGUCGCCAUGAACAUUCUGAAUAAUGGGCGCUUCAGCAUGGGCAGCGCAGGUGCGGGGAUGAUCAAGAGGCUGAUCGAGUUGACAUCAGAAUAUGCAUGCACAAGAAAACAAUUCAACAGGAGCCUUUCUGAGUUUGGAAUGAUUCAGGAUAAGUUUGCUACCAUGACCCUGAAUGCGUUUGUGAUGGAGAGCAUGGCUUAUCUCACUGCUGGAAUGAUGGACCGACCUGGAGUUCCAGACUGUUCUUUGGAGGCUGCUAUGGUCAAGGUCUUCAGCUCUGAGGGCAGCUGGAUCUGUGUGAGCGAAGCCCUGCAGGUUUUAGGAGGGCUGGGCUUCACCAAGAACUACCCCUACGAGCGCUACCUCAGGGACUGCCGCAUCCUCCAAAUAUUUGAGGGCACUAAUGAGAUUUUGAGGAUGUACAUUGCACUUACUGGAAUGCAGUAUGCCGGCAAAAUACUAACAGGAAAAAUAAAGGAGCUGAAGAAGGGAAAUGUGGGGGUGGUGUUUGAGAUUCUGGGAAAGAAAUUGAAGGACUCGGUGGUGAGGACGGUGGACUUUGGACUGACCGGCAAAGAUGGCGUUGUGCACCCCAGUCUGACGGAGAGCGCCAAAAUGUUUGAGCAGAACGCUGCACACUUCGGCUCCACUGUGGAAAGCUUACUGUACCGAUAUGGAAAGACAAUUGUCGAGGAGCAGCUUGUGCUGAAGAAAGUUGCAGAUGUAUUAAUUAACCUCUACGCCAUGACAGCCGUCCUGUCCCGCAGCAGUCGCUCCAUCAGCAUCGGCCUGCGCAACCAUGACCAUGAGGUGCUGCUCACCAACACUUUCUGCAAGGAUGCUCAUUUCAAGAACAACUACUUGUUGACUCAGCUUCAAAAAAAUUCCCCGGAGAACAACGAUGCCAACAUAAAGAAGAUCGCCCAGGACGUCUUAGCUAAGAGGGCGUAUAUCUGCUCACAUCCUCUGGACAGAACCUUCUGAGAUGGCUCUUGUUGUCCGAAAGGUUUCCCACAACCUUGUGUCUCAGUUUAACCCAACAAAAAUUAGAGGAUCUGCUACGAUUAUUUAAUUAAAUAUACUUAUGUUUCUCACAAUAUGCAGUCUUGAUUGAGCCUCACUCUCCAAUGUUUUAGUUCUUUUUAUAUCAGUUUUCUAGUGCCACCUAAGUGCAUCUUAAUAUUGGUUGAAUGACAUAAAAUCCAAGUCAUUACAAAACAAUACCUUUAAUGCACAUGUAAGGUGAUGUCUUUGUUGGUUCUCAUCUCUGUGAUGUUUCUGCUGUGUUUGAAGUGGGCAGUUAUCAUGGGUGUCUUUGGUGCUUCAGCAGGCUUCUGACAGGAGUGUUUGCGUUUCUCUUCAUCUGUGAGCGUUAAAACACUACGCUUGUGCAGAAAGGAAUGUGGCCUCCAGUAAUCUCUGUUAAAAAAUCUGAACGUUACUGACAGAGCAGUUUAAAACUAGAUUAAAAAAAAAUAAAAAAAAUUCUCAUUUCUGCACGCCAGAAGUGCUUCCAGUGUUUGUUUCGAGAAUUUAUAUAAGUAGUGUGAAUGGUUCACACUUCUUUCCGAGUUGUGGUGCAGAAACUUAGCCUGUUAUUAAUUAUUAAACCGUACAAGGAUUAUGUCUAACCUGAAGUGGAAUUUGCUGUACUGGGACGAGUAUCUUGGAAUUGUGUUUUUGUCCCAGCUCAGGCUGUGGUUCUGAAAAGGUCCAGGAGCAAAUGGAAUAUUGGCCUCCCUCUCUGCUGAGCCGGUCUUUUCAGAAGGCUGGACCACAGAAAUAAUGGGAAUGGGCUGAGGGGGGGUGGGAAACAGGGAUUAGAUCUAGAAUAGCAAACCUAAACGUUUUAAAGAAAAGUAUGUUUGUUGGAGAUCUCUCUGUUAGGAGACAUAACGGUCUGUCCAUGUGAUUUCUAAAAAUGUUAAUCUAACAAUAAAUCUGAUAUAAUUUUCAAAAUGA